AUGUCUGAAGCACAAGGCCCAGAUGCGGAAACAACGGUCACCUUGUUGCUUUUGGGGGACCCCGGCUGUGGGAAGUCCACAUUUCUCUCUCGUCUGAAGAGUGGGAAGAAACCCACUUCAUCACAGCCCAAUACUCAGCUUGAUCUUCUGCGGGACAGUGACCAGCCAUUUAUUUAUGAUGUCCGAUUCUCCAAAAAGAAAUUUACUUUGAAGCUCUAUGACACAUCGAGUCCAAACCAACACUGGACAAGCCUACGACCCGAUCUCGUCGUCCUUGCAUUUGACAUCUCCAACCGAGAGUCAUUACCAGGCCUAAGAGGGUGGCGCAAUGAUAUCAUUAGAUAUUUUCAACACGGUCAUGGGGAACGUAUUCCUGUUAUGAUGCUUGGUUUGAAAAGGGAUCUGCGAAAAGAAGGCGAAAACAUUAUCUACCCACAGGAAACUUAUGGCAUUGCCCAAGAACUUCGAUGUGAUAGAUAUGCUGAAUGCUCCGCAGUGACUGGAGAGCUGCUCGCGGAAACCUUUGAGGAUCUCGCAAGACUUGCCGCUAUGACUACAACCGAGAAAGGGGGACAAAGUGCUGGUGGAUGUAAUGUUCUCUGA
Molecule: messenger RNA, 603 nt
Organism: Penicillium macrosclerotiorum
Lineage: Eukaryota; Fungi; Ascomycota; Eurotiomycetes; Eurotiales; Aspergillaceae
Exons: 4
Coding region: 1-603 (200 amino acids)
Molecular function (GO): GTPase activity; GTP binding
Source: RefSeq, a predicted model, not a curated record